Molecule: messenger RNA, 1354 nt
Organism: Phragmites australis (common reed)
Lineage: Eukaryota; Viridiplantae; Streptophyta; Magnoliopsida; Poales; Poaceae
Product: protein ROOT INITIATION DEFECTIVE 3-like
Exons: 8
Coding region: 14-1354 (446 amino acids)
Biological process (GO): DNA-templated DNA replication; rRNA processing
Cellular component (GO): nuclear pre-replicative complex
Molecular function (GO): protein binding
Source: RefSeq, a predicted model, not a curated record
AGAAGACCGAACAAUGGAAAGAGAAAAGGAGGCCGUAUUGGUGGUGUGCGACGAAGAGAGCGAUGCAGCGCCAAUGUUUGACGUCAACACAGGAGAGGAGAUUCUCUACAUAAAUGAUUGUCUUGCCCCUCCAUCAGGUAUCGCCAACGUUUCAGGACAUCUCCUUGCUGCAUCUCGAUCGAAUAAGGGUCAAACAAUCUUCGGCGGUGCUAUCUAUUUCUGGGCUACAAAUAAGCUCCAGGAAACCCAUACAAGUUACAUAGGAGAAGCCAUUGGACCUAUCACUUGCUCCAAAGAUGGGAUGUACUUAGUUGGUGGAGCUCAUUCCGGCAAUGCUUACAUUUGGGAGGUUGCAAGUGGAGCAUUGCUAAAAAGUUGGAGGGCGCACAAGAAUGCCAUAAGUUCCUUAUCCUUCUCUCAGGAUAGCUCUCUUGUCAUCUCUGGCUCUGAAGAAGGCACAGUGCAUGUGUGGUGCAUGAUCAGCUUAUUUCAAGCUGAAGAACCCCAAUCCCAUGAAGCCAUAAAGUACUGCCCCAGUUUCUGUAAUACAGUCAAGCAUGAGGCCUUAGUAACCGGCAUUCUUACAAUUCUAGGGGUUCCCUGUCCAAUACUGAUAACUAGCUCGCUUGAUGGCAGUUGCAAGGUUACAGAACUUAUGUCUGAAAGACUACUUCACAUGCUGGAACUCUCCAGUCCAAUUACUGCAAUUACAAUUGAUCCUUUGGAGCAAUUACUGAUUUGUGGCGCUGGUGAUGCUGCAAUAUAUGUCACUGGAUUGGAUGGCAUUGGAAUGUCGUACUUGACUUUCACGCUUUCCAAGGAUGAUUGUCAAGUGCUAUAUGGACACAAGGCUCCGAUUAGUGCAUUAGCAUUUAGUUCUGAAGGAGUAUGGCUGGUUUCUGGAGCAAAGGAUUGCAAUGUCCUUAUCUGGGACACAACAACAUGGAAUGUUGUCAGGAAAUUAGAAAACAAAAUGGGGCCUGUAACAAACUUGUUAGUGAUUCCAAAUCCGGUGAUAACAAGGGUCCACACGAGAAAUCUUCUUGCUCUGGAGAUACCUACACUUCAGAAAAUAUUCAGACAGACCAAUGAAACACCAACGUUUUUGCAGCCGUCUGAUUUCUCGAAAGAUGCAGAUUCUACACGUGCACGUUUUAAUAGUUCUAACCUUCUGAGUAAGCAAAUAUUGGAUUUAGAGGUGAAGAGAACCCCUGAAGCAAUAGAAAUGAUUGUUGGAAUGACAAUUGAUGAGCAGAUAAAGAACCAAAACUUGGCAAAGGAGUUGGGCGAUAUGAACUCGGUACUGCAGUGGAAGGCACUUAAUGUGAUGGAGGUAAGGGCAACCCUGGAUUAG